Molecule: messenger RNA, 5298 nt
Organism: Sorex fumeus (smoky shrew)
Lineage: Eukaryota; Metazoa; Chordata; Mammalia; Eulipotyphla; Soricidae
Product: KIAA0232 ortholog
Exons: 9
Coding region: 435-4580 (1381 amino acids)
Source: RefSeq, a predicted model, not a curated record
AGCGGGGCGGCCGCCUCCCGCCCUCCGCCGAGUGGCGCCGGCCGCCGCCGCCGCUUGACGUCAGGCGCAGGCCCGGCCGCCCGGCGCUCGGCUGCCCCCGGAGCCCCGCAGCGCGCGACAGGCGCCCCCGCCGGCCGCCGCGCCCCCGGCCGCUCGGCAGGUUCUGCUGGAGACUUACAUUUGGCCUCAAUGUGAAGUUUAAGUAGAAUAUCACAUCUUCGUGUGUCGCUCUCAGGAUGUUGAUUGUUGAUUCAUCGGCCAUGCCUGAAGAGAGAGAUUCCGUUCUAAAUGGCUGAUUAACAGCAAAAUCAAUACAGAUCCUAGAUGUCAGGCAGCCCUCUGCUUGACUGGCGUGAAAAAUCCUCGUCUGAGACCAUCAGAACAUCAGCUGCAAACAAUGCCCCACGUGCUAAGGAUGUUGGCAACCUGAGUUCAUGCGCCCUGUCUGCACCAUCACUGUGGAUGGUUCACCAUCUGGAGGCUCCCCAGGCUCCUUUCCCGGAUCCGGACCUGUUUCUGAGAUGUCUCUGCUUCAUGCUUUGGGCCCAGUGCAGACCUGGCUGGGACAGGAGCUAGAGAAAUGUGGCAUUGAUGCCAUGAUCUAUACUCGCUACGUCCUCAGUCUUCUGCUGCAUGACAGCUAUGACUACGACCUACAGGAACAGGAGAAGGACAUCUUCCUGGGAUGGGAAAAAGGAGCUUACAAGAAAUGGGGAAAGAGGAAGAAGAAGUGCUCGGACUUGACUCUGGAGGAGAUGAAGAAGCAGGCUGCUGUCCGGUGCCUCCGCUCGGCCUCUGACGAAAGCUCUGGCAUCGAGACUUUGGUGGAGGAACUCUGCUCCAGACUGAAGGACCUUCAGAGUAAGCAAGAAGAGAAGAUUCACAAAAAGUUAGAGGGCUCUCCCUCUCCAGAGGCAGAAUUAUCCCCAACAGCGAAGGAUCAGGUGGAAAUGUACUAUGAAGCAUUUCCACCCCUUUCCGAGAAGCCAGUCUGCCUGCAGGAAAUCAUGACCGUGUGGAACAAGUCCAAAGUCAGUUCUUACUCUAGCUCCUCGUCGUCAUCCACAGCGCCCCCAGCGAGCACUGGGACGUCCUCUCCCAAGGACUGCAACAGUGAAGGGGAAGCCGCCCGGGAACGGGGCAGUGCGGCCCCUGCCACCACGCAGGAGCAAGCCCGGAGCAGAAACGAGAGAGAGAACAAGGCCAGCGGCGGCACCGUAGAGGAGAAACCUGCUCCGUACCGGAAGCAGGGCCGGCACAGAGCCGAAGGAAAGGUGCGCCCGCGAUCGUGGUCCUCUGGCUCGAGCGAGGCCGGCUCCAGUUCCAGCGGCAACCAGGGUGAAUUCAAAGCAUCCACCAAGUGUGUGAAAGUAAGACACAAGACACGGGAAGUGCGCGGCAAGAAAGGGCGGCACGGGCAAGGCCGCCUUCCCCUGGCACACGGCGAGAAGGUGGAGCGGAGCCUUCACGCCGCUGGCAAGCGGGGGCAGAGACUGUUCAAGGACGCCGGGAGGAAGGACGCUGGGGGCAGCGAGGGCCGAGACCUACCUGCGGAGAGCAGGAGUGACCGCGAGUACAAGGAGGAGCCGCUGUGGUACACCGAGCCCAUUGCCGAGUACUUUGUUCCUCUGAGCAGGAAAAGUAAACUGGAGACCACAUACCGGAGCUGCCCGGACUCAAGUGAUCUGGCGGCAGAGGUGGCGGGAGGGCUGUCGGAGUCAGUGCAGGGUCUCCGCGCCGGCGGCCACGACGCCCAGCCAACAUACCUCGCAGCAGGCACUUUCAUCGAUGGUCACUUUGUAGAAAUGCCUGCGCUUCUGAAUGAGGACAUCGCCCUCACGGGGACCUCGUUCUGUUCUCUGACAGAGGACGACAAUUACUUGGAUGAUAUUCAUCUAGCAGAAUUAACACACUUCUAUGAAGUGGAUAUUGAUCAAUCCAUGUUGGAUCCUGGUGCCUCAGAGACAAUGCAAGGAGAAAGUCGGAUAUUGAAUAUGAUUCGACAAAAAAGCAAAGAGAAAACAGAUUUUGAGGCAGAAUGUUGCAUAGUGUUAGAUGGGAUGGAGGUGCAAGGGGAACGUGCAAUAUGGACAGAUCGUACCAGCUCCGUGGGGGCCGAGGGGCUCUUCCUGCAAGACCUCGGCAACCUGGCUCAGUUUUGGGAGUGCUGUUCGUCCAGCUCUGGAGAUGCUGACGGAGAGAGUUUUGGAGGAGACUCUCCCGUUCGACUCUCCCCCGUCUUGGACGGUGCAGUGCUCAGUCCACAUUUGCUUGCUGGCAAUCAAGAGCUCUUUGCAGAUAUUAAUGAAGGAUCUGGUAUAAACUCUUGUUUUUCAGUGUUUGAAGUGCAAUGCAGUAAUUCUGUUUUACCUUUUUCUUUCGAAACACUCAACUUGGGAAAUGAAAAUACGGAUUCUAGUGCUAAUAUGCUUGGGAAAACGCAGUCUAGGCUGCUAAUAUGGACCAAAAAUAGUGCCUUUGAAGAAAAUGAACACUGUUCUAAUCUUUCAACAAGGACUUGUAGCCCGUGGUCCCAUUCAGAAGAAACACGCUCAGACAACGAGACAUUGAAUAUUCAGUUCGAAGAAUCCACGCAGUUUAAUGCAGAAGAUAUUAAUUAUGUAGUUCCUAGUGUUUCCUCAAAUUAUGUAGAUGAAGAACUUCUAGAUUUUUUGCAGGACGAAACUUGCCAGCAAAAUAGUAGAACUUUAGGAGAAAUUCCUACCUUAGUUUUCAAAAACAGAUCGAAACUAGAAUCUGUCUGUGGUAUUCAGCUAGAACAAAAAACGGAAAAUAAACCCUUUGAAACGACACAGGUGUGUCACGGAGGCAGCCCUCCCGGAGGGGGCUACAGCUCAGGGGUGAUCAAAGAGAUUUGGACAAAGAUGGCAGAUAGGAAUUCUGUCUUUGAGGGGGACAGAGAGAGAAUGGGCGACGAGCUAUUCCCCACAGACGUCAAUAACUGCUGCUGCUGCCUGAAUGCCGAAGUGGAGACCGAGGCCCUCCAGGAGCCUCGGAGGGCCGUGCAGAGGUCCGAGUACCGCCUGUGGGAGGGCCAGAGAGGCACCCUGGAGAAAAGGGCUUUUGUUUCCGGGGAGCUGUCGAAGGUGGACGGAGGUGAUUACACCACCCCCUCGAAGCCCUGGGACGUGGCUGAGGAGAAAGAAAGUGCGUUUAUUCUCGGAGGAGUUUAUGGAGAAUUCAAACCUUUCCAUAGCGAUGGGGAGUGGGCGCUGGUACCACCCGGUCACACAAAGGGAAGUUUGCUGCAAUGUGCAGCUUCUGAUGUGGUGACGAUAGCGGGCACAGACGUCUUCAUGGCCCCAGGAAACAGCUUCGCUCCUGGACACAGGCAACUAUGGAAACCCUUCGUGUCAUUGGAACCGAAUGAUCCGCCGAAAACCACAGGGGGGAACGGAUUAAACAAGGGAUUUUCUUUUAUCUUCCAUGAAGACUUCCUCGGAGCCUGUGGUAACUUCCAAGUUGAAGAUCCCGGACUUGAAUAUUCAUUCUCUUCCUUUGACUUAAGUAAUCCAUUUUCACAAGUUCUUCAUGUGGAGUGCUCCUUUGAGCCUGAAGGGAUUGCCUCUUUCAGCCCUAGUUUCAAACCGAAGUCAAUCCUCUGCUCUGAUUCCGACAGCGAAGUUUUGCAUCCCAGGAUAUGUGGCGUCGACCGAACACAGUACAGGGCUAUUCGGAUCUCCCCUCGGACUCACUUCCGCCCAAUUUCUGCUUCCGAACUGUCGCCAGGUGGGGGGAGUGAGUCGGAAUUUGAAUCUGAGAAAGAGGAAGCAAAUAUUCCCAUUCCUUCUCAAGUUGACACAUUUGAAGAUCCCCAGGCGGAUCUCAAACCCCUGGAAGAAGAUGCAGAGAAAGAAGGCCAUUAUUAUGGAAAGACGGAGCUCGAGUCCGGGAAGUUCCUUCCUCGCUUAAAGAAGUCUGGGAUGGAAAAGAGUGCGCAGACCUCCCUGGAUUCGCAGGAGGAGUCCUCCGGGAUCCUGCUUGCAGGGAAGCAGAGUCCGUGUUUGGAGUGCAGCCUGAACGAGUCUCUGCAGACUGAAGUGGAACGCUCAGAAGCAAAUUGUAAAAUAAUGGCGCAGUGUGAGGAGGAAGCGAGUCAUUUUUGCAGUUGCAGAGCAGGGUGUCAGUUUCCUGCGUAUGAAGACAACCCGGUGUCUUCAGUCCAGCUGGGAGAGUUGCCCGUGUUGCACACUGAGGAGCUCGGCGCCCCCAGACGCCCAGAGAAGCAGAGCUGGUGGGAGAAGGCCCUGUACUCGCCGCUGUUCCCUGCAUCCGAGUGCGAAGAGUGUUGUACAAAUGCCAAGGGAGAGAAUGGUCUAGAAGAAUUGCCAGACGUUAAAGAGAUGCCCAGUAAUGAAGAGCGUCUGUUAGAUUUUAAUAGGGUGUCUUCUGUCUGUGAAGCGAGGUGUACAGGAGACAGGCGCUCCGGGGCCAAGGCCAACGGCUUCCGCAGAAGGCUGUGCUCGAGCGCCAGCUCCGGCUCGGAGGACACAGCCUCGGACGGCGGGGCUGAGUGGGCUGAUCCCAGCGGCCAGCUCUUCUCUCGGACUCAUCUCUAGCCAGAGCAGUGCCCGCCCACCCGGAGAGGCGCUGCUAACCCCAGACAACUUCGGUUUCCUCUUCACUCACCGACCGCCAUCGCGAUACUCUUUCUCUUCUUGCUUACUUUAGCGUGAGGACAGCUAUCGUGGUGAAGAUUCUUUUCCAAGCUGUUGAGUCUUGGCUCUUUGACAUAGACUAGAUCGUGUUGUCCAGUGCAGAAUGGGGGUGCAUGUGCUUGUCCUCUGACAGCCCUUCCGCAUCUGCGUCAUGAGCACCAGCCUCCAGCCCUCACCUCGGAGAACUGGCAUGGAAGCGUGUGCCCUGCGGUGAAGUGGGCGUUCUGGAGGCAGGAGGGAAGCGCGGGCGUCUCGGCCAGGGUCUUGCGGGCGUGGCAAGGGCCGGCCACAGAAGCAUUGUGGAGGAGACGAUGUUCGUGACCGCCAAGGAUUCGGGGUGUGGGUGCACAGCCGAGUGGGGCUCGAGAGGACCCCACGUAUUGUCACCCUGCGGUUUAUUUACCCCAGACACCUUCCAGGGUGGUUGUGUGGGUCUUAAAAUGCGAUGAGAGCCUGGCUUGCAGGUCUGUUUCCUAGUCAUCUUCAGUCCAUUGAGGCCCUCUCGACUGGACGUUGUCAGCGGCCCCCCAGCACCCCAGAGAAAUCCUGGCUGCUGCAGCUUGUCACUGUGUCUGCAGCUGGUUGGAGCGUGGAUCCCUUUUGUGUUUGAGAGCGUGUC